Messenger RNA from Diachasmimorpha longicaudata, 5220 nucleotides. RefSeq lists its product as uncharacterized. The coding region runs from base 1 to 5220 and encodes 1739 amino acids. The transcript is spliced from 4 exons. Lineage: Eukaryota; Metazoa; Arthropoda; Insecta; Hymenoptera; Braconidae. The record is from RefSeq and is a predicted model, not a curated record. Gene Ontology annotation, biological process: DNA repair; telomere maintenance. Gene Ontology annotation, molecular function: ATP hydrolysis activity; DNA helicase activity.
AUGGAAGUAAUGGAAGAACCAGUAAGUGCUACUUCAUCUACUCUUCAAAAUAAAAGAGACAGCCAAAAAAGAUACAGGGAAAAGAACAGAGAAAAAUUGAGACAGCGUGAAGCGGAAAGAAGGAGACGUCUACAGAAUGCAGAAAGUAUUAUAGAAUUAUAUACUUCUCCAAAUAUAGAAAAUAUAGAAAUAAUUACGGAACCAAUAAUCGUGAUAGAUGAAGUAAGUACAAAUCCUCGAAAUUUAACUGGUUUGGGAGAAAUGGAGCAUGAAGUGUUUGACAUACCACAGCAAAAUUUAACUAACCCAUCAAGCGCAAAUAUUGCCAAAAUUCCGAAUAACUAUAGUCAAUUUAGACACCAUAGAACAGCUCAUGAAUAUUUCAUCAGUAACUUUAAAAAUAAUGAAUUUGGACAUCCUUGUUCAAUUUGUGAUCGACUUUGGUUUGAAAAAGAUUUAAAGAAACCAUCUACAUCUGGAACUAUAAUUAAUACAAUAGCCAAUGUGGAAAAUGUGGAUUCCCUUAAAAUUUGCUCUACUUGUAAAUCAGCAUUAGACAAAGAAAAGAUUCCUAUCUUGUCAGUUUAUAAUGGAUUUCAUUACCCAAAAAUACCACAGCAUUUACCAAAAAUCGAUUUCAUCACUGAAAGGCUUAUUUCUCCACGAAUUCCUUUCAUGCAAAUAAGAAGAUUAAGACACGUUCAAGGACAAUUCGGUAUAUACGGACAAAUUAUCAAUGUUCCUGUUGUUGUUGAUACAAUGGCACGAUCACUUCCAAGAAAUGUCAAUGAUGAACAUUGCAUUUAUGUACACAUUAAAAAAAAAAUGAUUCAUAAAAGUAGUUUUGUACAUGGCUUAGUUAACAUCGGAUCAAUUAAAAAAUGGUUAUACUAUUUGAUUACUACACCUUUAUAUCAGCACUACAAAAUUACAGUUGAUAAAUCAUUUUUUAUUCAAGAAACACCACUAAUUACACAACAGAACAUAAAUGAAUUUAGCGAAAAUAUUGAUCUUGAAGAAAGCCUUACUGCUCAACAACAAACUUUGGUAUGGAAUGAGGAAAAAUAUUUGCGAUUAGCGCCAGGGCAACAGAAUAUUCCACAGAGUUUAUUAUUCGACGAGCAUGCCGAAGAGCUAUCAUUUCCUAGUAUUUACAUGGGACACUUUCGGAAAUUCAGAGAUACAGUCAACGUUACGCCUUUUAUGAUGGCAUCUAGUGAAUUGCGGCGUAAGGAUCGUCGAGGAGUCGAUCCGUAUCACUUGUUAUAUAUGGCUGUAAAAAUUAUGAGACUGCGAGUUCGUGACUGUUUAACGAUCGCGUUUAAACUUGUUGGUACAGAUAGCACUAUAACCAAGGAACAAGUUCAAUCUGAAGACUAUAUUCAUAACUGCAUGGAGUCAAAUCUAGCUUUCUUACGUUCAAUACCAAAUUCAGUUUGGUAUUGGUCUUCAAGGAAAAAAGAUUUGUUUGCAAUGAUACGGCAGCUAGGGAAGCCAACUGCAUUCAUGACACUAAGCGCAAAUGAAAUAGGGUGGCCGGAUUUAUUAACAUUGCUGUAUAAAUUAGCUGAAGGAAAAGAAGAUGUGCAAAAUCUCAUCGUACCAGAACUCAACUUUAUCCAAAAAAGUUCAUUAAUUAACAACGAUGCUGUAACAUGUGCUAUUCAUUUCAACAAGCUAGUUAAUGUUAUAAUGACGAUUUUACAAUCAAAGAAGUUUAGUCCUUUUGGUAAAUUUAGAGUCAUAAACUACUUUCUGAGGAUUGAAUUUCAACAUCGUGGAAGUCCACACGCGCAUAUUCUUUUAUGGCUUGAUAAUGCUCCCAGCGAUAUUCUUAGAACAGAGCAAAAAAAAGCAAUAGAAAUGAUUGAUAAUUUAGUGUCAGUAUCAACUUCAGAGGCAUCCGGAAAUAUAAAAUUACUUACCCAUAAGCAUACUUUCACGUGCUACAAAAAAAUUAGAUCCUCUUCAGUGCAAAAGUGCCGAUUUGAAGCACCAUUCAUGCCUUGUAAAUCCACAAUGAUUUUAAUACCGAUGGAAAAAACUGAUCCACUUUACAAAAAACAUUUGAUAAGAUAUAAUGAAAUAAGAAUUAACUUAGAAAGUAAUGAUUAUGGCAGUAUUGAUGAUUAUUAUGAAAGUAAUAAUAUCAGAUCAGACGAAGAAUACACAGAUAUUCUAAGAUCUGGUAUUAGUAGGCCAAAAAUAUUCUAUAAACGACAUCCAUCCGAAAAAUGGCACAAUACUUUCAAUCCGUUUGUUUUUAAUGUAUUAAAAUCUAAUAUGGAUUUCCAAAUAAUUACGGAAGAAUAUUCUUGUGCGGCAUACGUGGUUGAAUAUGUAAAUAAGACCAACAGAGGUAUUAGUAGUUUGCAACGUCAGAUAAUAGAAGUUAUGAAUGAAAAUCCCGAAUUUGAUAUUGUUGAAAUAACUCGUAAAAUGAGUGUUGACAUGCUAAAUACCAUUGAGAUGAGUAGUCAAGAAGCUGCUUGGUAUCUUCUACGGUUACCAAUGUCUAAAUCAUCAAUAGCAAUUCAGUAUAUUAAUACUUGUUGGCCUAUUGAACGACAGAGGAUUAAAAAAACACAAAAACAAAUAGAUGAACUGGAUGACGAAUCGACGGAUAUUUGGAAGGAAGAUUGGUAUGAUAAGUAUCAGAAACGGCCAGAAGAACUGGAAGCUAUUUCGUUAGCUCAAUUUGUUUCCAAAUAUACCAAAAACAAGAAGGGGGAAUACGUCAAAAAACAGCAGCCUCGAAUUAUUCGUUAUAGAAAUUAUGACAUGGCUCAGGAUUACAACGAGUACAGAAGAGAAAUGGUUACCUUACAUAUACCAUUUAGAAAUGAAGAUACAGAAAUAUUAGCAGAUAUGAAAUUCACAACUAUCUAUGAUAUACACGAAAAUGAAAUUUUAGAAAAGAGAAAAGAAUUUGAGUUGAAUAUUGAUGUUCAGAAGACAAUUGAUAUAUGCCGACAGUUAUGUCAUGAGGAUGAGCCAAUAGAUAACGAAUCAGAAAUUCGAGACUUGGCUACAAGAUUUCCAGAACCAAACCCUUUCGAAGAAUUGUACAGAAAUCCGGAUGCUGCUGUUAAUGAAGAUUUACGUAUAGCUACACUUAAAAGCUUGGGAGCAAUAGCCAAAAGACGAGAAAACAUCAUGAGUAAUGAUCGUUUUUGCGAGCUGAUGAGAAGUGCAAAUGAAAAGCAAAAAGAUUUGCUUUUACACGUCAUUCAUCACAAUUUAUUGGCGGAAAAGUCUCCUUUACAAUUAUUUUUUACUGGGCCAGCUGGAUGUGGAAAAACCUUCGUAAUAAAAUUGAUAAUGGAAAUCUAUAACAGAUUUUCUGAAAAUGAUGGGUUCUGCAAUUCAUAUAUUACGUGUGCUUCGACUGGUAAAGCUGCAGUAGCUAUUGAUGGAACUACUAUUCAUACUGCAUUAAAAAUAUCGUUAUCAAAACUAAUUCCGUUAUCUAUAGAAAGAGCACAACAAUAUCGAUGCUUAUUUAAAUACGUCAAAGUUUUAAUAAUUGACGAAAUCAGUAUGAUUGGUGCCGAGCUCAUGAACCAAAUAGACGCAAGACUAAAGCAAAUAACUGGAAAUUUUGAUGAAAAUUUUGGUGGACUAGACAUUAUUUUUAUUGGAGAUUUGCGGCAGCUACCUCCAGUCCGAGCAACUCCAAUCUAUAAGCAGUCAAAACAACGGAUGGUUGGACCCUUACUUUGGCGAGGAUUAAAAUUCUACGAAUUAACUCAAAUAAUGCGUCAAAAUAACGAAAUGUUUGCUUCUAUUCUCACUAAAAUUGGUAGUGGUAUAAUUUUAAAUGAUAAUGAAUUGGCCGUUAUCGAGUCCAGAUUUUUUACGAAGGAAGAUGUCUCACAACGGUGUCCAAGUGGUGUACGAUUAUUCCAUGAUAAUGCAUCGGUUAACGCAUACAACAUGCAAGCUCUACAAACUGAAAAUAAAAUAGAUUCAAUUGCAAUAGACGUGAUUUCUGGCUGUACUAAUCAUGAGCAGGAAGCGAAUAUGAGACAAAAAUUGCACAAGAUGUCAGUGAUUGAUACAGGAGGGUUGCCAUACGAAAUUAUUUUUGUUAUUGGCAAACCUUACAUUAUUACAACUAACAUAGACGUGGUAGACGGAUUAGCUAAUGGCGCCGUUGGAAACCUUAUUCAUAUCGAACAAAACGAAGAAAAUCAAGUUACUCGCAUAUGGCUAGUUUUUCCAGAUAAAAACACUGGUACAGUGGCUAGAAGAAAAGCCGCUGCCUUUGUUGCAGAACAUUAUAUCGAUAAACGUGCUGUGCCUAUUGUGCGUCGAACUUCAGCAAUAUCACUCAAUAAUAAUAAAACUAUUGUGGGUAAAAGAAAUCAUUUCCCAUUGAUAUCAGGAUGUGCUAUGACUAUUCAUAAGUCUCAAGGAGGUACUUAUGACGAGGUGGUGUAUGAGUAUAGUAAAAGUCAUAGUAUUCCAUUACUUUACGUAGCUUUAACACGAGUAACGAGUGCUGAAGGGUUGUUUAUAUAUAAUAGUACGGAUGAUUUAAGAUUUUAUUAUGGAAGGAGAGUUGAUCCAUCAGUUUCAAGCUUACAGCACGAAUUUGAAAGAUUAUCUUUAAACCGACUAACUACAUUGCAAGGAUUGAUCACUGAUUUUAUCAACUCCAGAAAUAAAUUAACCAUAUACACUUUAAACUGUCAAAGUCUCAGGAAACAUGCUGCUGAUUUACAAGAUCCUAUUUGUAGAAAUUGUAACUUUUUGUUGCUAACUGAAACAUGGUGUCCUGCAGAUGAAGCAGUUGACGUAUGUAACUUUCAUUGUAUUGCAAAAUUUAAACGACCAAAUGCUAGAGCCGCUGGAGUGGCCAUUUACAAAAACAAUAACACUUCACAUAUUACUACACUCAACAUGGAUCUAGCAGUUCAAAAUGCUACAGAAGUUCAUGUUUCCCAAACAUCUAUUGGUGAUAUGUGUGCUUCACAUGUUAAACUAGAAGACGGAACUGGAGACUUUAAUGCUAUAUUUAAUUCCUGUAAUAAUAUUAUCUUUUAUGCAUAUUACUUGUUUCUCUGUAAAUAUCCUUUCCAGGCUUUUCAGAAAAUACCCUUGGCACCCCCGAUUCAUCCAACUGUGCCUCUUCCCCCACCACCGUUUUGGGGCUCUGGCUGCCAUUUUCCGUCUAUGAGAAAUUCCCCAAACGUGGCGGAGUGGGCCAGCUACUAA